This is a messenger RNA of Westerdykella ornata, 1264 nucleotides long. RefSeq lists its product as uncharacterized. The record is from RefSeq and is a predicted model, not a curated record. The transcript has 6 exons. Lineage: Eukaryota; Fungi; Ascomycota; Dothideomycetes; Pleosporales; Sporormiaceae. The coding region runs from base 208 to 1233 and encodes 341 amino acids.
GAAUCUAAUCUAUUUUGUGAGAAGCCCGGCGGCACAGUUGGUAGACAUUCUCCGGAAUCCACUCCAUGGUGUGUUCAGAUGUUCAGAUUCGUUCCAACUACAACCAUAUUCGGGUGUCUCGACGUCGCUCCACUCUGUUGACGUUUUGCUAUCCUCUACUUCCGCACAGCUUUACGCCACUCUCUGGUUGCAGGAGAUACCUUUGCUAUGGGAGCCCACAGUCAGCAAGGUGCCCUUCCACCUCCUGAGGGAGUGGUACCGGACGUGAAUCUUUCGCACAACGAGCAUCGUACCACUUAUAUGGCAGCUCUGGCCCUGAUGCUCAUCUUUCCUUCCACCCUCGUGCCACUCCGACUAUACACCAAGGCAGUGAUAAUGAAAUCAUUGAGAACGACCGACGUGACCUGCCUUAUCGGUUUUGUUAACUUCAUUGCAUUGGUCACACUCGGUUACACAUUUCCAAACGUAGGCAUGGGGAAGCAUGCGUGGGAUAUUCCCUUAGCUUCCUACUCAAGGUUGGCAGAGCUGCUCAAUAUUCAACAGGCAGUCUAUAUGCCCGCUAUCCUUUUUACGAAACUCGCCAUCCUACUACAACUCGUGGAUAUUUUCGUGCCAACUCAGCUGCCAAAAAACUCGCGUUGGUACAGCUUGUACUCCUUGAUCGCGUCCAAUGUGCUCUUUUUUACCGUACUCAUGUUUGUGGAGAUAUUUCAAUGUGUUCCACGCCAAAAGAUAUGGAAUCCCACGUUACAUGGACGAUGCAUCGAUAUCAACAAAACAUUUAUCGCAACCGGCGUCAUCAACGUCAUUGACGACUUCAUAAUACUCAUAAUACCCCUCGUGUGGACUUGGAAAUUGCAACUCCGCCUCAAGCAGAAGGUCGGUGUCUCGGCUAUAUUUGCGACAGGGUUUUUCGCAUGUAUUACCAGCGUUAUGAGGCUCAUAGAAAGUAUCAAAAGCUUGGAUAAUCCCGAUAUUUCUCAUUCAUUGCUACCGGUCUCUCUUUGGGCCUUAGCUGAAGUAUCCGCUGGCUUGGUCGUGUGCUGUCUGCCAUUGUUACCGAGACUAUUCGGACAUAGGAACGCGAGGACUAGACUAGCUGUGAGCGAACCUUCCGGACACUCGGCUCUGGUGCGCAAGGUCAAGUCACAAUUCCAUGGCUUUGGCUCACAGUCCGGUGUUUCUUUGAAUUCAGAACCUGUCACUUCGUUUGAGUUGAGGUCAAUGCCCUGAGAAUGCAAGUUUGGUGCGACUACCCUCCGAG